Messenger RNA from Chrysoperla carnea, 1018 nucleotides. RefSeq lists its product as uncharacterized. The coding region runs from base 62 to 1003 and encodes 313 amino acids. The transcript has 2 exons. The record is from RefSeq and is a predicted model, not a curated record. Lineage: Eukaryota; Metazoa; Arthropoda; Insecta; Neuroptera; Chrysopidae.
UUUCAGAAGAAUUCAUUUUUCAAUCAUUCGAUAGUGAAGUGUCGAUACAACAAUUAAUAAAAUGAAACUGUUGAAGCCAUUUUUAAUACUUGCAUUAAUUUGCUGUAUUCAUGCUCGCAAGGUCGAGUAUGAAAGUCAUAUCGAUGACGAAAGUGCUCUAAACGAAAUAAAUUUCGAAGAUUUAAUAAACGAAGCAAAAUUCCACGUUACAAUUGACGAAAAUGAUACAAGUAUUGCACAAUCAACCGGUAUUUGGGACCAAGUACAGGACGAAAUUGAAGCAGUCAAUGAUGGGGCAGAAAAUUUAAAUGAACAAAUGAAUGAAAUUCAAAGUGAAUCAGAUAGAUCAGGUUGGCGUCCUGCCUUAAAAGAUAGUAUAAUUGGACUUUAUAAUACAAUAUCCUCGUCCGUGGCUAAUGUAAUUGAUAGUGCAAUUAAUAAAGCAAGCGACAAAUUCGAUCAAGGUAUUUCAGGUGCCUUAAACCUCACUGAUCGUGUUCACGCACAAAAGAAAUUAUUAAUAGCAAAAGUACAAAAAUGCGCAGAGCAACAAGGUUUGAGUGCUGAUACAAUCAGUGAAGAUGCUUAUGCUAAAAUUGAGCAUUGUAUACCAGACGCUGUAAAUUCAAUUAAUGAAACUGCUCAAACAAUUAUUGGAAAUAUUAAAGAAGCACGUUCCUUCAUUACGAGUGUGCCAACUUCUAUGAAUGAAUGUUUAAAUACCAUGCGUGAGGCAUCAUCAUGGGCACAAAUAACUGCAAGUGCAAAAACCGUUUGGUGUUUAACUGGUCUUUCAGCUUCAACAUGUACGGAAGCUGCACAAUUCAGCAUGAAAAUGGCUACAUGUGGUACGAAAUGUGUUGUCAGAUUUGAGCAAAUUAAAUUAGAAUUGAAAAAAUGUUAUAUGACUGGUUUCUAUGCUAUUACGAAAGAAGCUGCUGAUAAAGGAAUCGAUCUUGGACAAUGUGUACUUGGUGGUGAAAAGAAAAAUAAACCAGAAUAAAUUUUUUAGGAAAUU